AUUUUCGGAAUAAUCAAGUAAAAUUUAAAAUUAGUACAACUCAAGAGUUUCUUCUUGGGAAUUGUUAAAUAUAUUGUUUUGUAUAGCCACUACUCCGGUUCUAGUCUUGUAUGCAUGCAUGUUGAACAAUUGGUGUGUAACUUGGCAGCAAAUGAUGAGUAAAAUGAUUCCUUCUCGUGGAUGUGUCACCUGUUCUGCUGUUCAAGAAUCGUCAUCUCCUACAAGUGAGUGAGUAGGUUUCUCCAUUCUAAGUGGUGUGACAUAGAGCUACUUUUGUCCAUAAGCAAAGCUCAUCUUUUGAAGUUGCGAGUUUGCUUAAGAAAGUGUUUUCAUUUGGUAUUAGCCACCGCUGAGAAUAAGGAGGAAGGCAAGCGCCUCAAACCAGCAGCAAAGUCAUUGCCGUCUGCCGGAGUUGAUGUGGGAGGAUGUUAUUCCUCCAUUGAAAACAAUACUUGAAUCCCAACAUCAUCUCUCUCAAAUCCAACUCUCUUUCCAAGACAACAAGUUGGAAGGUUCAUUUCUGAAGAAUGGGUGGCCUUAUUCAUUCUGGGCUUUCUUCCCUAAUGGAGAACUUACAGGUCCAAAGGGCUUUUCAUUGUGUUCAUAUGGGAGGGGAGCAAGCACCGUGGAGCCUUUCCUGGUUGAUGAGAAGAAAAUCACAGCGAAGCAUGUAGUUUUCUGGGUUGAAAAGCGUUUGGCAGCUCAAGGAAUCAUCCCUGUUUGGAAAGAAUGAUUAUUAUUAUAUAUAGCAUUGGAAAACAAUAACACACGCCAUGCCUUGUGUAAUUAUUUCAUUAUCCAUUCUCCCAACACUUUUUUCGUCUGGUAUGUGCUAUCAGUGUGAAAGAAGGCAUCUUUUGUAACAAGCCAUCUACUUUUGCUCUA
Messenger RNA from Gossypium raimondii (Peruvian cotton), 885 nucleotides. RefSeq lists its product as uncharacterized. The coding region runs from base 416 to 733 and encodes 105 amino acids. The transcript has 3 exons. NCBI's taxonomy places the organism in Eukaryota, Viridiplantae, Streptophyta, Magnoliopsida, Malvales, Malvaceae. The record is from RefSeq and is a predicted model, not a curated record.